GGAUGUGGGUUGAGACGGAGUUGAGUCUUGGGCUUCCGGGGAGCCUUGAUGGGAAUUGUGCGGGAUUUGGGAGGCGGGGGAGGGGAUGAUGGAAGGUCGAAGGCUAGUGAAGGUGGUUCAGCUGCUGUUUUGUCCUUCUUUUUCAGGCAGCGAGUGCCUUGAACUGGAGAGUUCAAUGGCUGAGAGUAGGCUCCAGGCUCCGGACCUAGGGCCUCAGCUAGGAGUUUCCAGUUGUCUGGGGAAAUGCCAGAAGAGCUCACCAGAUGCUGGGAGGCAGCCCUUUUCUGGAAAGUCCUUUUACUUGGAUCUGCCCGCUGGCAAGAACCUUCUGUUUUUGACGGGGGCCAUCCAGCAGCUGGGUGGGGUAAUUGAAGGCUUUCUGAGCAAAGAAGUAAGUUACAUCGUGUCCAGCCGCAGGGAGGCGAAGGCCGAGAGCAGAGGGACAAAUCACAGAGGCUGCCGCAGCCCCAGCGAGGUCACAGGGGAAACGCCGUCCACGGCCAACCCAAAGGGCAGCCGUGCCAGGCCCGCACAGAAAGCCGUGGACUCGGUGCCUCUGAGCAGAGGGAAGGAGCUCCUGCAGAAGGCGAUCAGAAACCAGGGCAGCAGCAGCGGAGGCAGUGGCGGGCGCGGCAGCAGCCUCCUGAGCAGCGCGCGCUCCUGGGGGGUGCGGAUUCUCCACGUGGACGACAUGAUAACGCACGUGCAGCAACUGUCUCUCGAUGCGCCAUGUGGGAAGAAACAAGGGCCAAAGAAGCCAGAGGGAACGUGUCCAGCAGAGUCAAGAACACGGCAAGUGGCCAGACUGAAGGCACCAUUCCUCAAAGUCGAAGAUGAGAGCAGGAAGUUUCGUCCUUUCCACCAUCAGUUUAAAUCCUUUCCUGAAAUUUCUUUUCUGGGACCCAAAGACGCAAGUCCCUUUGAGGCUCUGAUGACUCCAGGCAGCUCGCACCAUACCAGAGAAGCCAAGGACCAAGAGCCAAGCCGGAGAUCGGCUGCCCGCCUUGUACCCAGGAGGAAGAAGGGGUACUGCGAGUGCUGCCAAGAGGCCUUUGAGGAGCUGCAUGGGCAUCUUCAGAGCCCCCAGCACCGGGGCUUUGCUCUGGAAGCCCACUCGUACACUGAAGUCGAUCGGAUCAUCGCCCAGCUGAGCCACAGCUUUGCAGACAUCCACUUCCAGGCCAGCCUCCCCGGGCAGCCAGGCUCCUUGGCUUCCGAUUGUGACCUCCUGUGUGCUGAGACUCCGCCUCCCAGCCAGCCCUCCCACCUCAGGGCAGCAUCUCCCGGGAGGAGGAAGGAAGAUCACCGGGCCCCAGGGGUCCCAGAGCACGACAGGACAGUGGGCGGCAUGGAGACACCAGCCGAACCUGAACCUGUGGAGGCUGGCACGAUACCUGGAUCAAUAGCAAGCCGCGAGGAGCCAGGAGGGUCAGCUGAUGUCUUCGUGGACCCCCCAGAGACACCAGUUUCCGGGAGCCCUGCUUACCAGUGCCUCCGGACCAGCUCUGAAUUUGCCGAACUCUCCUCUGGCCCAGACCUGGCACUUGUUGGCCACAAGCGGAAGGUUCAGUUCCCCAGCGGCAGUGCUGAGAAGAGGCCAGGGGUGUCCUGGCCACAGGCCUCAUUCUUUGUCCCACAAGCCCCCAGCUCCUGUGUCUCCAGGACAGCCAGUGGCAAGCAUGAUCUCUUCCUUCCCUUUCCAGGCCAUGAGCCCAGGCCUCUGGCCUGCCUCCAGCCCGUGUGUCACCCACAGACCUGCCUCUCCCUCCCGGGCCCCUUUCCAGGGCAGCCCACAGACAGGCCAGCAGAGUUCUGGGCCACACAGGCCCCCUGGCCUGGGGGAGGAUGCCCCCCAGGAUCUGAGGAUUCUGAGUGUGCAGCCCCUGGCCCCACAGCUCCGGGCCAGCUGCCAGUCCCCCUGCACUCAGCUGCGGGCACACAGCCCCCAGGAGGACCUGCAGAGAGCCAAGCCACCUCUCUCCCCCCGCCGCUGCCAGCUAGCGGCGGGGCCAGCUUCUCCCAAUGGUCCUGGACCCCCGAGCCUCUCCCUGUCUCCCAGCCCCAACCCCAGCCCAGCACCAACAGAGAACUGCUCCUGUGAGCCCCCGUGGGCACGCGGCUCUGGGGCCAGACAGCUCCCGCCUGGAGGGCGAGUUAACGCCUCUGCUGAGCGCUGCACGCCCAGCCCCGGCCGACCAGGCACACGAGGAGGAGCCGUGCCACCCGGGGCCUGGCCCUUGAAGUCCACGUGAACAGCUGCAGUCACAGCCAAGCUCUGUGGGGUUGACACAGCGAGUUCUCCCACCCGCCGGGUCCUCAGGUGGGACCAAGAGGGCCUGGGCUGGGGGCCGUCCUCUCCCCUACCUCCAGCCAUGGCUUGUGCAGCCCUGGCCUGGCUUCCUGUCCCUCUGUAGGCACUUGCUGUGCAGAGCGAAGAGGGUUAGCUGUCGGUGUUCCCCCCUCCCACCCGCAGCCUCCUUUCCCACAAGCAUGUGUCUCUCCUUUCUGAGAUGCCUGCGGGUUGUCCCCUCCCCCAGCCACCCACCCCCCCACCCCCCUGCUGCUGCACACAGAUCCUCAGGAACAUAUGAAGCAGAGGAGGGGCUCGGCAGCAGCACUUCCAAAGCUCCCUCCCCGCUGCACUUAGUGGCGGCCCAGCGUUGACCUCUCCCCGGAGCCCAGGAUGGGGCCAGAGCCCCCUCUGGGGACCCCUCUCAGCUCGUCCCUGCCGCUCAGCUCCAGCUGCGCACCCACCCGAGUUCUGUUCCAGGGUCAGUGGCUCACCUGCCAACUUCUGCAUCACCCUCCUCCCUCCCUCCCUCCUUCCCCAAGGACCUCCCCCCAUUUCUUCCAGCCAAGCCAUUAAUCUGGAGACAGAGAUGAGUUUGCUAUCGAUUCUUUGGCCACUUUUUUUUUUAUUAUUAUUACAUUUUGUACUGUGGUUCUUCUCACCCUCUCUGCCUCUGUGUGUUUGUCUCUUUAAAUGUUGAAGCUACCAGCAGCCUGGUGCUAUUCUGUGUCUCAUUUUGGAGGACGAAAGGGGGGCCUAGCUGCUGGUGAGGACCUGAGUUGUUAGUUUGGAAAUAGAGCAACUGUGUGUACGCCCCUCAUAGAGGUUGUGUUUGGCCUUUUUAUGCCAUCCUGUUAAAUUUCACAAUCUUGGUUUGGGAGA
Hippopotamus amphibius kiboko is the source of this 3172-nucleotide messenger RNA. It is a transcript of the gene DBF4B, whose product is annotated as DBF4 zinc finger B. Gene Ontology annotation, molecular function: nucleic acid binding; zinc ion binding; protein serine/threonine kinase activator activity. Gene Ontology annotation, cellular component: nucleus; Dbf4-dependent protein kinase complex. The transcript is spliced from 12 exons. Gene Ontology annotation, biological process: positive regulation of nuclear cell cycle DNA replication; regulation of cell cycle phase transition. Bases 86 to 2101 code for a protein of 671 amino acids. Lineage: Eukaryota; Metazoa; Chordata; Mammalia; Artiodactyla; Hippopotamidae. The record is from RefSeq and is a predicted model, not a curated record.